Molecule: messenger RNA, 2959 nt
Organism: Prunus dulcis (almond)
Lineage: Eukaryota; Viridiplantae; Streptophyta; Magnoliopsida; Rosales; Rosaceae
Product: auxin efflux carrier component 3
Exons: 5
Coding region: 373-2409 (678 amino acids)
Biological process (GO): auxin polar transport; auxin export across the plasma membrane
Cellular component (GO): endoplasmic reticulum; plasma membrane
Molecular function (GO): auxin efflux transmembrane transporter activity
Source: RefSeq, a predicted model, not a curated record
CCUCCCUUCCCUUACUCUCUCUCUUCUCUCUCACACACUCUCAUCAGUGUUUCCCUCUCUCUAUCUCUCUCUAGGGUCAUCAGCCGUAUGAGAAGAAAAGCACACUGACUGAGCGCAGCCAACAACAGCUGCACACGAGAACGUGCUCCAGUAAUCCCCCAGUUCGUUAUCUAACGGUUUUCCCCUUCUUCCCAUUUUGCCCUUUCCCUCUUCUCCAAUUCACAUCCAAAUGCCACCAAACCUCCACCACCACCGCCACCACCAGAUCUGAACCCAAACUCUGAAUUACUAAGCCAGGCGAAGAGCCUUUGCACUUUUCUCUUCCCUUCUCUUCUCUAUCACAAACACAAGUUGAUAACUAACCAAUUCAAAAUGAUAUCGUGGCACGACCUUUACAAAGUCUUAACGGCGGUGGUGCCGCUGUACGUUGCCAUGAUCUUAGCCUACGGCUCCGUCAGGUGGUGGAAGAUCUUCUCCCCUGACCAGUGCUCCGGCAUCAACCGCUUCGUCGCCAUCUUUGCCGUCCCUUUACUCUCCUUCCACUUCAUCUCCACCAACAACCCCUACACCAUGAACUUCCGCUUCAUCGCCGCCGACACCCUCCAGAAAAUCAUCAUGCUCUUCGCCUUGGGCCUCUGGACCAACUUCACCCGCAACGGUAGCCUCGAGUGGAUGAUCACCAUUUUCUCCCUCUCCACCCUCCCCAACACUCUCGUCAUGGGAAUUCCCCUCCUAAUCGCCAUGUACGGCCACAAAAUCCCCGAAUCCGGCAGCCUCAUGGUGCAAGUGGUGGUCCUGCAGUGCAUCAUUUGGUACACUCUCCUCCUCUUCCUCUUCGAGUACCGCGGCGCCAAGCUCCUCAUCAUGGAGCAGUUCCCCGAAACCGCCGCUUCCAUCGUCUCCUUCAAAGUCGACUCCGACGUCGUUUCGCUCGACGGCCGCGAUUUCCUCGAGACCGACGCCGAGAUUGGAGACGACGGUAAGCUCCACGUCAAGGUCCGCAAGUCCAACGCCUCCCGGCGGUCGCUCUCCGCAAUGACGCCUCGGCCAUCUAACCUUACAGGCGCAGAGAUUUACAGCUUGAGCUCGUCCCGGAACCCGACUCCGAGGGGCUCGAAUUUCAACCCCUCCGAUUUUUACUCCAUGAUGGGAGUUCAAGGCUUCAACACGAGGCACUCCAAUUUCGGACCCGCCGACUUGUAUUCGGUUCAGUCCUCCCGAGGUCCGACUCCGAGACCGUCAAAUUUCGAAGAGACUCCAAUGCCGCAGGCGCAGACGGUUACGUCUCCGCGGUUUGGGUUUUACCCGGCGCAGACGGUACCGGCUUCAUACCCGGGGCCGAAUCCCGAGUUCUCGGCCCCUGUCAGUAAAAGCAGUACCAAAAACCAACAGCAGCAACCGCAAGUGGCAGCGCAACAGGCUUUGAAUAAUGGUGCUACUAAAACAAAUAGUCAUCCACAUGAUGCUAAGGAGCUCCACAUGUUUGUUUGGAGCUCCAGUGCCUCCCCUGUUUCGGAAGGCGGUGGGCUCCAUGUAUUUGGCGGUACAGAUUUUGGCGCGUCCGAGCAAUCUGGACGGUCCGAUCAGGGCGCUAAGGAGAUAAGGAUGUUGGUUGCUGAUCACCCCCAAAAUGGAGAAAACAAAGUGGCUGUUACUGAGAGUGGUGGUGGUGAGGGGGUGUAUGGUGGAGAAGCGUUUAGCUUUGGCGGGAGGGGUGGUGCUGCAGAGGGAGAGGAAGAGAGGGAAAAAGAGGGACCCACUGGGCUCAACAAGGUGGGUUCGAGCUCAACAGCUGAGCUACACCCAAAGGGCGGUGGAGGUCCUGAGCACGAUCCGUCUGGUAGCGGAAAACAAAUGCCUCCUGCGAGCGUUAUGACCCGUCUGAUCUUGAUCAUGGUGUGGCGCAAGCUUAUCCGCAAUCCCAACACGUAUUCUAGUCUCAUUGGUCUCAUCUGGUCUCUGAUCGCUUUCCGGUGGCAUGUGGCGAUGCCGAAAAUAAUAGCCAAGUCAAUCUCCAUACUGUCCGAUGCUGGGCUAGGAAUGGCUAUGUUCAGCUUAGGUCUGUUCAUGGCACUUCAACCCAAGAUAAUUGCUUGUGGGAACUCGGUCGCCGGAUUUGCAAUGGCUGUGAGGUUCCUGACUGGCCCAGCGGUCAUGGCUGCUGCCUCCAUUGCUGUUGGCCUGCGCGGUACCCUCCUCCAUUUAGCUAUUGUCCAGGGUUAUAUUUGGAAUGUUGAUAGCGUUACCAAUUACUCUUGUCUACUACAUUAUUCUCGGACUGUAAAUGUUUGUUGUCAUAGAAGCUUAAACACAAGAGAGUUGUAUGUUGUGGUGCAAUUGUGUCACACUUUAAAUUGUGAUUUUGGAGUAUGUACCUACAAGCUUGAUGAGGGAUUUUCCGGCAUAUGAGAAAGAAACUAGCAGGAGGAGGAAUUCGGCAAGGUUGAAGGUUGUUAUUCCAAAUUUUUGGGAGCAAAAGUAAUAGAUUUUUGACUUUUUGUAAUUAAAGAAGGGGAAGCCCUGUUAUAAGGAUCAUGCUCCCAUUAGAGGCCAAAGUUUAUCUUAAUUUAUGAAAGCUUUGUUGGAAGGGAGCAACGCAACGCAAGUCUGUGUAGCCUUGAGAGGAAAAGAAGGAAAAGCAUAUAUCCCUAAAUCAAUCAUAUAUAUAUAUAUCUAAUUCUCUUCAUUUCGUCAGUCAGGUCAGGCCUCCGAUUUCAAGCAAAUUCGUCCUUUAUUGUAUAAAAUAAGUGACAAUUGAAAUUGGUUCAUGAAUAUAUGGAAGACAAAAGAAUAGGUGACAAAAAUAUUAAAGAUGGCAUUUUAUUUUUAUAUAAUUUAUCAUUUUCCUAGUAUAGUAUAGUUUUCUUGUCUAGAGGUUUUUUUCUUCUUCUUAACUUUGUUCCCAGUGAUGAUUUUGAUGAUAUACUAUCCGGGGAAUGUGGAUCCGGAAAUUAUUUGA